AUGGACGAAGACCAUCAAGACCUUGCAGAAACAACUACAUCCUUCACUGGAAACUCGGACAUAUGCCAACAACUCCUAGACCGGUACGCCCACUCAACCGCUCCGCAACACCGCCAUCUAUGCGCCACCGCUGCCGCCAUCCGAUCCAUCAUUCAAUCUUCUGAACUCCCCCUCACCCCAGUCUCCUACUUUGCAGCAACAAUUACUUCUCUCUCCAAUUCGAAGUCCCUAGACUCCACCGCUUUGGCUGCCUUAACCUCUUUCUUAUCCAUCGUGCUUCCUCUCGUUCAUAAAGGCGAGAUUAAGGAGGAGAAAGCGGCAGAGGCUGUUGGGUUUUUGGUCGAAAUAGUGGAGGGAAGUAACGGUAGUUUGGGGACUUCAAGCGUCAGGGCAGUGGUGAAAUGUGUCGGUGUAUUGGCUGCCGAAUUUUGCGAUUCAAACGAUUGGAACUCAGUGAAGCUCGGUUUGGAGUGGCUCCUAAAACUCUCUCUUGAUAAGCGCCCGAAGGUGAGGAAAUGUGCUCAAGAUUGUGUUUUGACGGUUUUCAAGUCAUUUGAAUCGUCUGCUGCGAUCAAGAAGGCAAGUAAAUCAGUUUACUCACUGCUUAAUGAGCACAUGAGUUUGGCCAUCAAAAUGACUGUUUCAAAGAGUGUAGAUGGAUUUAAAGAUGAUACCAUGUCAAGGCCCGAAUGUCAAGAAGUUCUUCAUUUGCUGAAUGUGAUAAAACACGUGGUUCCAUAUCUCUCUGUCAAGAUGCGCAGCAAAGUUCUUUCACAAUUAUCGAAGACUAUGAGCCCUCAGUUUUCAGCAUUGACAAGACACAUCUUUGAUGUUAUUUCUGUGAUAUUUGAAACUUCAGGAACUGAUGUUAUACUUCCUUGUGCUGAAGAUAUCAUUAAUUUGCUUGUAUCCUACAUAUCUCUGGGAGACAAGAACCCAGCUGACACUUCAUUGUUUGCUGCAACUUUGGUCAAAACUGUUUUGUGCAAACUUCAAGAUGGUGAUGUAAAAGAAUGGACGGUUUAUCUACCUAUGGUAACUGAAUCCAUUUCAGGUCUUCUGUCUGCUGAGGCUGAUACUGCUUUAAAGGCUUCCAAUAUAUUCAAAGAACUGAUAAACUGCCUUAUUGAUGGCAAACACUUCUCAACCAUCAAAAACCAGGGAAUAGAAGAUGAAGUAAUCCACAGUGACGAAUUUGAGGCUAUAAAAACUACGUGUGCAGUCUUCUAUAAUGCACUAAGUACUUCCUCUUGUUUUCCAAAUGAGCACUUUUUGGCAGCAAUAUCCUUUUUGUUCCUCAAACUUGGUGAGAUCUCAGACAUGUUUACGAAGGAUAUAGUUCUUAAACUUGCUGACUUGAUGAAUGUUGCAUCUGGAAGUGCAUUAGAUAUAGAACAUCUUCAAGAUUGCAUUGGAUCUGCCAUUGUUGCUAUGGGGCCAGAGAAAUUAAUUGGAUUGCUUCCUAUCUCGCUCGGUGCAAAGGAUCUUUCUUGUUCAAAUACUUGGCUGAUACCUAUUUUGAAGAAAAAUAUUGUCGGGUCGUCCUUGGGGUUCUUCAUGUCCCAUAUUAUACCUCUGGCUGAAUCCUUCCAAAAGGCAUCAUGUAAAGUUAAAAAGACAGUAAUUGGCCAAGAUCUGCAGGCUUAUGCCCGUGGAUGUUGGGAAUUGUUGCCUGCCUUCUGUUGCAAACCAAUUGAUACUAGUCAGAAUUUUGGAGCUUUGGCUAAACUUCUGAUUCCUUUUCUCAAGAAAGACUCAUCCAUGCUUGAAGAUAUUGUCAUUAGUUUGCAGGAACUAGUCAAUCAAAAUAAAAGUGCACUUACGUCUGAUCAUGGUUCUGAAGGGCAGACAAAAGUUCAAAACACAGGACUCGCUGAAAGUAUUGCGGUGGAUCUUAAAAGUAGACAUUUUUACUCGAAAAGGACAGCAAGUAGAAAUAUAAAGGCUUUGGCUUCGGGCUCCAAAGAGUUGCUUCAGGCUUUAACUAAUGUCUUGUUUAAGACACAUCCAGACAAGCACAGACAUCUGAAGGGCGCAAUUGAAUGCUUUGCAUCCAUAACUGAUUCUUCAGUAACAACACAGAUCUUUAUUGCUUCACUCGAGAAAUUUCAGCUCAUAGAAGAUAUCUGUGAACGUGGAAAACUGGAGUCUGGGACUAAUGGCUCAGCAGAUGUAGAAGACAGUGAUGCAACUUCAAUAAAAAAAGAUGCCAAUAGGUGUCGGAUUCUGGAUCUUGCAUCAUGCUUUGUUGAUGGAUCCAGUGAAGAUCUAGUCAAGCUAAUCUAUUCCGUUAUUAGACGUGCUUUACAGGCAACUGGUGAGGUUGGCCAUGUUGAAGCAUAUCAAACUCUGAGCAGAAUAUUAGAGAAACAUUCAUGGUUCCGAUCUUCACAUUUUGUUGAAGUAACAGAUUUGUUAAUUGGCAUGAAGAGUAAUAUUACAUCACUUAAAAGUCGUUUUGCCUGCUUCCGGAUCUUGUUGGUUCAUGCAAUAAUGAGCAAUGUGGAUGAGGACAACACAAAGGCUUUCCUUAUUCUGAAUGAAAUCAUACUUGCAUUGAAAGAUUCUGAUGAAGAAGGUAGGAAAGCAUCUUAUGAUGUUCUAAAUGGGAUAAAUUCUGAAUUGAGGAACUCGUCAAAUGCUACCUCUGAUGGACCGUAUCGCAAAGUAAUUUCCAUGAUCAUGGGAUAUCUUUCUGGUUCAUCUCCCCAUAUAAAGAGUGGAGUGGUGGCUGCACUCUCAGUAUUCGUUUACAAUGACCCAAACAUCUGUCUUUUGAUGCCUGAUAUAGUCCCCUCAGUUCUGGAGUUGCUACAUAGCAAAUCUGUUGAGGUUACAAAAGCUGUUUUGGGCUUUGUGAAAGUAUUGGUUUCAUGUCUUCAAGCCAAUGACCUGCAACAUUUCCUCUGUGACAUUGUCAAUGGAAUUCUUCCUUGGUCAUCUAUCUCCCGCCACCAUUUUAGAUCAAAGAUUACAGUCAUAUUGGAGAUCAUGAUGAGGAAGUCAGGUUCUGGAACAAUUAAGGCUCUCGUACCUGAAAAAUAUAAGCAUUUUGUCCUAGGUGUUAUAGAGAAUCGGCAUGGAAAGACAAGUUCUAAGGUAGCUGAAACCACAGAGAGUAGACCAGAAAUUUCAGAUUCGACUCCCAAGUGGCACCAGAAACGGAAAUUUGUGGGAUCUGCAAUUUCAUCAAAGGAAGAAGGUUCCAGAGGUCCGAAAAGGACGAGGGACAAGAUACAGGAUGCUGGGAAGUCAUUUAAGAGAGUUGGAGAUUUUAAUCACGAUCAUCUCAAAAGGGGCAAGUCAAACCAACCUCAAGGAGGUAAAACAGGUGCAAGGAAAAAUACGGAGAGGACAAAAAUGAAGCAGAAAAAUGAAGGGAACAUUCUUAGACCUCACAACGCAUUCAAAAAUUCCAAGCACAAAAAGGCUGGGAAGAAACAACAGAAAAUCGAUUGA
Fraxinus pennsylvanica is the source of this 3459-nucleotide messenger RNA. Lineage: Eukaryota; Viridiplantae; Streptophyta; Magnoliopsida; Lamiales; Oleaceae. The record is from the annotation of a GenBank genome assembly.